This is a messenger RNA of Pteronotus mesoamericanus, 3804 nucleotides long. RefSeq names its product ganglioside induced differentiation associated protein 1 (gene GDAP1). Gene Ontology annotation, biological process: mitochondrial fusion; mitochondrial fission. Gene Ontology annotation, cellular component: mitochondrial outer membrane. The record is from RefSeq and is a predicted model, not a curated record. The coding region runs from base 35 to 1111 and encodes 358 amino acids. Lineage: Eukaryota; Metazoa; Chordata; Mammalia; Chiroptera; Mormoopidae. The transcript has 6 exons.
GUGGAGGAGGGAGAAGGACAGGGCGCACCUCGAAAUGGCUCAGAUGCAGGAUGAGCAGAGGGGCGGCGCGCCCUUGGUGGCGGAAGGGAAGUCGGAUGCAGAGGUUAAGCUUAUUCUGUACCACUGGACGCAUUCCUUCAGCUCCCAAAAGGUGCGCUUGGUAAUUGCUGAAAAGGCAUUGAAGUGCGAGGAACAUGAUGUAAGUCUGCCCCUGAGUGAGCACAAUGAGCCUUGGUUUAUGCGUUUGAACUCAACUGGAGAAGUGCCUGUCCUUAUCCACGGGGAAAACAUUAUUUGUGAGGCCACUCAGAUCAUUGAUUAUCUUGAACAGACUUUCCUGGAUGAAAAAACACCCAGGUUAAUGCCUGAUAAAGGAAGCAUGUAUUACCCACGAGUACAACAUUACCGAGAACUGCUCGACUCUCUGCCAAUGGAUGCCUAUACACAUGGCUGCAUUUUACAUCCUGAGCUAACUGUGGACUCCAUGAUCCCAGCUUAUGCAACAACAAGGAUUCGCAGCCAAAUUGGUAACACAGAGUCUGAACUGAAGAAACUUGCUGAAGAAAACCCAGAUUUACAGGAGGCAUACAUCGCGAAACAGAAACGACUUAAAUCAAAGCUGCUUGACCAUGACAAUGUCAAAUAUUUGAAGAAAAUUCUUGAUGAGUUGGAGAAAGUCUUGGAUCAGGUUGAAACUGAGUUGCAAAGAAGAAACGAAGAAACCCCAGAAGAAGGCCGCCAGCCUUGGCUCUGCGGAGAGUCCUUCACCCUGGCGGAUGUCUCGCUCGCUGUCACAUUGCAUCGACUGAAGUUCCUGGGGUUUGCAAGGAGAAACUGGGGAAAUGGAAAGCGACCCAACUUGGAAACAUACUAUGAGCGUGUCUUGAAGAGAAAAACAUUUAACAAGGUUUUAGGGCAUGUCAACAAUAUAUUAAUCUCUGCGGUGCUGCCGACAGCACUCCGGGUGGCCAAGAAAAGGGCCCCAAAAGUUCUUGGCACCACUCUUGUGGUUGGUGUGCUUGCAGGAAUGGGAUAUUUUGCUUUUAUGCUGUUCAGAAAGAGACUUGCAAGCAUGAUAUUAGCACUUAGACCCAGACCAAAUUAUUUCUAGGCUUGCCCAGUGGUGGCAACUCACCCUACCGUCUAACUUGAUCUUGUCUACUCUGCCAGGCACAGGGGAGAACAACCUUGGGCAACAAUAAAAAGCAUAUUUUACUUUAUUCUUUGGGUAGUUUAUGUGGGGAGAGGAGGCAAGGAAACGGUUUUGUGGGCUGUAAUGUUGAGGCUACUGUAUUUCCAAACUGAACUAAUGUAUCCUUAAAGCACAUGCAAGGUUAAGCUAUGUCGAUAUGAUAGAUUGAGAAUAGUCCUUGAACUCAAAAUACCAGUUCAAGUUCUGAAUAUUUUUUUUUGAGGGGGAGGUUAUUACUACAAGCAAAGAGUAAUAAUAACCUGAGUUUGCCCGCAGUUCUUUAUCUGAGUCUCUAGAUAUGCCGAGUGUUGAGUAGUUAACAGUAUUUCCCCCUGGAAUUCAGGUGUCAUCUUGUUACAUAGCACAGGUUCAGACAGCAGCAAGGCACAGCAGUGCUUCAUGCUAGCAUUGCCAGCUUCAGGUAGGAACAAGGGAGGCAAAGGGACAGAAAGAGUGAAUGAAGUAUAUACUGUAUAGUGCAGAGCAGCAGAGUACAACUUCCAGGAGCCUCCAGAACCACUCAGGGCUGCCUGGCCCCUUAAUAAAUAUUACCGUGGUGACCUGUACCCACUGCCCACACAUCCUCCUGUAGUUGAGAACCUUGGGAAAACCAGACUAAGGAGUUACUGGGCAGAGUAGACUGGAGAAAACCCCAGGCUUUAUAUUUAGGUUUGACUUUAGUGUUAACUUUAAAUGCAUAUGAAUCACAUGCAUUGAUUUAACAAGGCGAACUGCUUAUAUACUCGGGUGAGAGAUGCCCACUGGAGCAUGUCUGCCUAGCAUUUACAUGAAAAUUUAAAGUGAUAUGAAAAUUGUUCCUUUCUUUUUAUGCUUCCCCAAUUUGAUGGUGCCUAUGGACUGCUGUGUCCAGCCACGGGGACUUGGUCUAUACAGCCCCCUUUAUGCAUACAAGUGGAAUUUGGUGAAUGUCCAGCUAAUCACUAGCAUGGCAUGUGGCUGAGCUUUGAUGAUCUCGGAGUACUAAAUGUGCUCAUUCUGCAUUUGGGAGGCUGUUAACCCAAAAAAUGUUGUCUAGGACUUGCAUCUGUUUAUGAUCAUCAACAAAGCUUUAGAAGGUUACAGAACAAGGUCUAGUCUUAGUCCUUGGCAGCUAAUUUAGGGGAGAUGAAAUAAACGAUUAGAUAGCGAUGACCACCAAUAUCCAUUGAUACAUGUCUAGGCAUUUUAGGGGGUGCCUCAGUCCAUGUGGAAGGGACAACCCCAGUGCAUCCCAUGAACAACCAUGGAGAUGCAUCAUAUAGUUUGGUUCCAGAAAAAAUCUCUCAUGGUGACAGGAAAACAGAGUUUUUUCUAGAGCUGGGCAGAAAGGCCUUAGGAGCGAUUUCCAGUCUUUGGCAGAAAAUAGGAACAGAGAAUAAGGAACUAAGUUUCCAGAGAACAACAAGCUUGCCUGGAUUGCCUCAGAUUCGCUGUGCAAAAUAGCCAAAAACUGGACUGAAUUUUCCAUAAUUCCAUUUCAUGAUACAGUUUUUUUCAGAAAAGUUUGAUGAACUGGAUGUUUUCUGUUUAUAAAAAAUUAAUAACAUUUCCAGUAUAAACUCAAUCCAACAAUCAUUAAUAGACUGGAAACUUUUAUAAUGUCUUAAUUUUACACCUCAUUGCACUGUUACAUAGAGUGAAAUUUGUUGCUGGAACAUUCCAAUCCAUGUGUCCAUAAAAGACCCACAAAACUAAUUAGUUUUCACUCAAUAGUUCAUAGUGUUAUUUGUUACCCUGUUAGAAGCAGGAAUUGAGACAUGAAGAAAUCAAAACUGGAUAUUUAUAAAAACCUACAAAGGAUAUUUACCUAGAUAAGGGUUGUUCAUUAAGAAUAAAGAUUAGAAGCCCGUGCUGGCUUUUCCUGAAAUUUGAAUCAUUGCUGAAUUAGAGAAAAAUCUACUAGGAAGUGUCUAUAAUUCUCUGGUACAAUUUCACUGGAAAUAUUCCUUUGUCAAUAUUAAAGAUGAUGCAUCGUGGCCAUUUCACUUGUUUUAUGGCUACCCUGGGGAUUAUAUUGUAUUUUUAAAAUGUUUGUUGGGAUAUUAUGACCACUAGAUGUCGCUGUUCACCCAGUAGUCUGAGUUUGGGCGUUCUUAGGUUCAACAAGUCUUCUGAAAUGUUUCAACUGAAGAUAAACAUUAAUGACCUCAAUUUUGAAAUGAGGGCAUCCUCACCAAAUCAUUCAUCUGCAGACAAGCUUGCGGCACAUGUAGUAUUGAUUUCUAAUGCUUUGGAAGGGAUAACAGUAUCACACAAUGUCAAGCUAAAGAGCUGAUCAUAUAGUAUUAGCAAAAUGGGCACUUUUAUAUUUUUGUUGGUUACUGGCUGAUGUGUUCCUCAGUUUCCCAAAUUUGUAUAACUAUCACAAUUAGAACACUGCCCGAGGUACUAAAUUUAUGGUGGCUAUUUGUGUCUUAAUGCAUAGAUACUAAUUUAUUGUCAUUGCAAUUAUAUGCCUUUGGAAUCCAUUUUCCUUAAUUACGGAUAGUUGUAAAUUGCUUGCUUGAUUUUUAGUAGUUAGUGAUAUUGCCACCAGAGUUGUAGAUUUUUAGUGUUGUUGACUGUAGUAGAGAGAACAAGAUACUAUUCUGCCUGUGAGAUCUAUAAAAGUA